Elephantulus edwardii (Cape elephant shrew) is the source of this 1591-nucleotide messenger RNA. RefSeq names its product tripartite motif containing 54 (gene TRIM54). NCBI's taxonomy places the organism in Eukaryota, Metazoa, Chordata, Mammalia, Macroscelidea, Macroscelididae. The transcript has 9 exons. Bases 338 to 1591 code for a protein of 417 amino acids. The record is from RefSeq and is a predicted model, not a curated record. Gene Ontology annotation, molecular function: zinc ion binding.
AAACUGUGCUGCCCUCUGAGUGAACAAGAAAGUUGUUUAGGGAACAAAAGGAGGAUUUUCCAGGGACAGAGGGAGGAUAGAAAAAGCUACCUGUGCUUAGCUAAGGCAUAAAGCAGAGUAAGACAGAGAACUGAGUAAGAUAGAAGAGGCAGCUAUCUGAGGGCGAGGUGCGUUAUUAGAGCAAAAGCCAGGAGAGAGAACGGAGGUGUUUAAAGAGCGAGCAACAGAAGGGAACACAAGAAUUUGCCAACUGUAAAGUCAAGGAGGAAGGGUCCCGAGGCAGUGUGACAAGGCCAGGACCAGGGCCAAGGCCAGGGCAGGCACCAUCGCUGAGGGGAUGAACUUCACAGUGGGUUUCAAGCCGCUGCUAGGGGAUGCACACAGCAUGGACAACCUGGAGAAGCAGCUCAUUUGCCCCAUCUGCCUCGAGAUGUUUUCCAAGCCAGUGGUGAUCCUUCCCUGCCAGCACAAUCUGUGCCGCAAGUGUGCCAACGAUGUCUUCCAGGCCUCGAACCCCCUGUGGCAAUCCCGGGGCUCCACCACUGUGUCUUCAGGAGGCCGUUUUCGCUGCCCAUCUUGUAGGCAUGAGGUUGUCCUUGACCGACAUGGUGUCUACGGCCUGCAGCGAAAUCUGCUAGUGGAGAACAUUAUCGACAUUUACAAGCAGGAGUCAUCCAGGCCGCUGAACUCCAAAGCUGAGCAGCAUCUCAUGUGUGAGGAGCACGAAGACGAGAAGAUCAACAUCUACUGUCUCAGCUGUGAAGUGCCCACCUGCUCUCUCUGCAAGGUCUUCGGUGCCCACAAGGACUGUGAGGUGGCCCCGCUGCCCACCAUUUACAAACGCCAGAAGAGUGAGCUCAGCGAUGGCAUCGCAAUGCUGGUGGCAGGCAAUGACCGUGUGCAAGCAGUGAUCACGCAGAUGGAGGAGGUGUGCCAGACCAUCGAGGACAACAGCCGAAGGCAGAAGCAGUUGUUAAACCAGAGGUUCGAGACCCUGUGCGCGGUGCUGGAAGAGCGCAAGAGCGAGCUGCUGCAGGCGCUGGCCCGCGAGCAGGAGGAGAAGCUGCAGCGCGUGCGCGGCCUCAUCCGCCAGUACGGAGACCACCUGGAAGCGUCGUCCAAGCUGGUGGAGUCCGCCAUCCAGUCCAUGGAGGAGCCGCAGAUGGCGCUCUACCUGCAGCAGGCCAAGGAGCUGAUCAAUAAGGUCGGGACAAUGUCGAAGGUGGAGCUGGCGGGCCGUCCCGAGCCUGGCUAUGAGAGCAUGGAGCAGUUCUCGGUGAGCGUGGAGCACGUGGCCGAAAUGCUGAGGACCAUCGACUUCCAGCCGGGUGCUUCAGGAGAGGACGAGGAUGAGGAGGUGGUGCUGGACGGGGAAGAAGGCAACGCGGGGCCAGAAGAAGAGCGACAGGACGGGCUGGACAGUAAGUGUGGCCCCCAGCCCGAGGGGCUCGCGUGCACUGACUGGACCCUGGUUCGGAGCCCCUACCCCUGGGGCCUGGGACCCGGCUGGCGAGCAUCUAACUGUGCAGAGACCACACUCCACCCAGCUCGCCACCCUGUCCGGGACGUGGCCCCAAUAAAUGACUUCUGA